UGUGAUGUCAAUAAACUUCACUUAUCAACCUCAUCCUGUCGUCUUUGAGUCUUCUUCCCCCUCCUCACACCUCCUCACACCUCCUCACACCUCCUCCCCCGUCCGGACGUAACGCGACUCCUGCAGCAGCAAAGAAUAAAGAAAAUAAUACACAAAAGAAAGAAGUGCACAAAGUGAAAGAGCGGCUGAGUCGAGCAGGUAAACAAACCUGCUGCUGCCACCCAGGUGAGCUGAGGGGGGGGGCGGGGCUUGUUCCAAUGUGCGAGCUGUCAGUGGACAGAACGGGGCAGGUACCACAAACUGUUCUCUAACACCGUGAGUUCAAAUCCACACCUCAGAGCGGCUGCAGGAGCGACACACACCGAGGAGAGCGGCUUCCUCUCCCUGGACAACAGCAGCGUUACCUUUUCCAAACAUGAAGUAAGUUGUGUUUCUUCGUUGUCUUCUGCGAAUGCUUGUUUAGUUAAUUUUCGGUGACGCUGAAGGAUAAUUGGUUACAGGAGUCACCACAUGCUUCACUCUGUUUAUCUACUGGAGGUGAUUCACACACUCGACGGACAGGUUUUCACAUUUAGCUGUUUUCCCUCUCGGCGAGACUCUCAGUAUCUGUCGUCCAGAGAAGCUUUCAGGUGUGAACUGCACCGAUAAGAGUCUCGCAGCUUUUCACACCGACGGUUCAGAUGCUCAGAGGCGACCCGGCACACAUGGAGGCCAGCCUGUCCGGCCUGUCGUCGCUGAAGGACGAAGAGGCGCCGCUUUACAUUCAGCCACACUACAAGGAAACCUACCGCCUGGCCAUCUAUGCCCUGCUCUGCGGCGGGAAAGAGGCCUACGAGGACUUCCUGCGGGCCGAGCAGAUCAGCCACUUCCUGUCCCAGGAGGAGAUCUUCUUCAUCCUUGAAAAUGCAGCGGUGCCGGUCGUGGAGGACGAGGCGGAGGUCACCAGGCCGGGCCCGGACGAGGUCAACCCCUCCACCUACUUCCCCACGGAGUCGGACGAGGAGGUGCCGGACCUGGACCUGGGCUGGCCCGAGGGCACGCAGGAGAGGGCGGACACCAGCAUCAGUCUGCUGUUCCACCCGCCCAGAGAGAACACGCCCACCAUCAAGGAGGUGGUCCGCAAACAGAUUCAGGAGGCGAGGCAGGUUGUUGCCAUAUCGAUGGACGUCUUCACCGAUGUGGACAUCUUCAAAGAGAUCGUCAGUGCCACGCUGAGGGGGGUGGUGGUCUACAUCCUCCUGGAUGAUUCUCAGUUCAGGAGCUUCCUGACCAUGUCGCACAGGGUGGGCGUCAACAUCCAGGACCUCAAGAACAUUCGGGUUCGGACAGUUCAGGGGCAGCAGUACCAGUGUCAGUCGGGGGUCAAGUUUCAUGGAGUUUUGGAGCAGAAGUUUAUUCUGGUGGACUGCAGAACAGUUUUAUACGGAACUUACAGCUUCACGUGGUCCUAUGAGAAGAUCAACCUCAGUAUGGUCCUGGUGGUAACCGGUCAGCUGGUCUGCUCCUACGACGAGGAGUUCCGCCGACUGUACGCUCGCUCCACGGUUCCUCCCGUCCUGUCCAGGGAGAGACUAUCUGUCCCGUACCUGAGAGACUCUGUGGCCUUGACGAGCCCAAACUCCAGCCAACUGUCCCUCCACCAACUUCACAUGAACCCCAGACUGAUGCCCGGCAUGAGAAGCGCUCCGGAUGAUAGGUUUAAUAACCCCCCCCUGCUAACCAGGGGCCUGAGCAUGCAGGACAGGCUGCAUCAGUCCCACUGUCCUGACAUGGGGAAUCUGGUGCGGGGACACAGUUAUGGUGGAGAACUGCAGAAGUUACACUCCGUGACUCGGCUGAGGAUGGGGACCAGGGACCUUGGAACACCUGAGAGGACGGGAUCGAACCUGAUGCCAACAAACAGGUUGUCUCAGCAGCAGCUUCGGCAUCACACUCGUUACGGUGCAGAUCAGAAUCUGAUACCGUUCAACUCGGAAACUUCCCUGCACAGGUGGAAGAUCGACUCGUACUUUAACGAGAGCGAUUUGCCUCUCGAUGCAUCGUAUGAUGCGAUCUCUCCCAUGAUAUCCCCGUAUAGCAGCCACACGGGCUUGAACGAGCUACAGUCACAGGUGAUUCACAACCGCUCGAGGGACAUUAAGUCCAGGAUGGAAGAAAUGAGGCUGAAGAGGCUCAGUUUGCAGGAAUAUGCUAAUUUGAGGCAGAGCCAAGAAAGCUUGAGGUCGAUGUAUCCCAGUCUAGAAAGACCGAAGUUUGGGUCUUCGUUGAGAAAUCUGGACAAGAUGCAGAGUGUGGCCGAAUUAGAGCCACAUGCACAAAACGGUGGUGACGUGGAAUCAACCAACCAGAAAAUCAAUGACCCGAGUAAGGAAGGCGACAAAACAGAGAGACUGCAGACGUAUGACUGGCGUGAGCCUCUUACCAGAACGGUAUCAGCUGCUGAAUUAGACAUGAAACUGAACGAUCCUUCGCUCAAACUCUCUCAUUUGCAGUCCAGCAGCAUCCAGCAUUUAAGAGCCAUGGAGUCCUUGAUUGAGAUCCCUGAAGAAAAAGACACUUCUCGUAUCAACACUUCGGACAAAGUUGUGCUCGACUACGGAAAUGAGGAAAAUCUCAAAGAUGAAACAGUUGUUCCAGAAGAGAACUCUGUGAAAUCAAGCUCACCUGAAGAGCCACAACGUCGGGAUGAAGCCAGAGGAAGUCGUGGUUCCAUUGGUAAAGUAGCCAACAGUUCUAAUGCUGCGAAAGAAAGAAAGAAAUCAGUAGAAAACAUUCCAAAGAUAUUGAACACAUCUACGGGAUCUCAGCCUGCAGUGGAGGGUAAGAGUAGUCACACGGAAAAACGACGAGAGGAACCGACGCUGCAGAGGAAGAAUUCCGUGAGAAUGAAAGUGCAAGCGUUGCUUUCAUCUGACGAAAAGAAAGCCUCCAAAAAAGAGGAGAAGUCUCUCCAGAGGAAGGCCUCAGUGAGGUCGCAGAAUCCCUCCGGAUCGAGCCAACCCCUCAGGGCGGACCAUUCGCAGGGGUCCUCUGGUGGGCAAAUAACAAAGAAAGGUCAGUCGCCCAGUGUCUCCAGGUCGCAGCACACUGGUAGUCCAACAGACACCGAAAAGAGUAAAUCUGCAUUCGCAAGGUUAUCUCCUCAACGUUCGAGCAAAAGAAAGACGAACCCUGCAGCGGAGCAGGACCGAGGCUCCAGGAGCAUCCUGAGCGACGAGGGGGCGACCGUCUUUCAGACCAGGAGAGAGAAAGCCUACAGCCGAUACGAGUAUUUGCUCAGCACUGAAAGCAGGACGACGAGCAUGUAUCCCUCAGACAAAGACAGAGGGACGAGUCCCAGUUAUGGAAGGCAUGACUCGGGUUAUCCAAUGUAUCAGACACAAAGCAGCUCUGAAAACAAACUGGGAAAAUUCAUGCAGCGAGUGGGAAAUCUCAUAGGCAAGAAUAAGUAGAGCUGCAGGAGGAGUGAAGGCCACAGGGCUCAGGAAGGAAGGCAACAUCUGUGCGGGAUCGUUUGUGGAUUUGGUUUUGCCUCCGACAAACAGACUGGAUAUGAAUCUCUGAUGUGUUUCAUAAUGUGGCUCAGAGCCUACGAGGGAAAGUAUUUAUCACCGAGGUUAAAACACAAGAUGUUAUUCACAAAACGAAGGAUGUGAUCUAUUUGGUAUCUGGUACAAAGUGUCUGUGUGUCGAUGUUACAUUGGAAGUAGGGUCGAUGUGAAAACACCAGUUAAGUUAUUUACUUAUAAUGUUAAAGGAGACAUAUUCAGGUUGAUCCUUUUGAUUAGUGUUAUGACUGUAAGAGGUUUCCUCUAAUGUACAGAAAACACCUUUUUAACUUUGGAGAACUUUUACAUUCACAAAAAAAAAGGAUAGAAACACUGGAAAAACAUCAGAUGUCUCCUUUAAAACGGGAUGAAUACGACAGUAGCGCUUCUAGAUUGUAAAGAAAUAUUAACAAUGCUCUAUAUUAAUUGUGUCUGUUAUUUAAAAAUGUUUAGUUCAAGUACAAAUCUGGUGAUAUUCUGUAUUUUUCUUGCAAGAAAAUCCUACAAGACUCAAAAACAACAGAAAUGUAGCUCCAGCACAUCCAAUAACUGGAACUUAAGUUUAACUGAAUAUUUUCUGAUAUGAAAAGUGUGAAACUACUGUUUAUACUGAUGUUUGUGUUGUAAAACAACUGUCAACGUUUGGAUUCCAACAUCAAAUGCAACAGUAUCUUGAUUUACAUGUGUUCAAAGAUAAAGUACAAGGUGGAAAAAGCUCAGAUCUUAAAGACUCCGUGUUUCUCACACACACUUUAUCAUCUGUAGAACUUCACUUGAUGUUUACGUUCAUUUCACAUCAGAGAACAAAAGUGUUGAACCGACUUGAAAUGGAGAAAGGACUUCCUAACUUCAGAGUCACAGGAUAUUACAGUUUUAUUUCCUGCCGUAGGCGACUUACUCAGAGCUUCGUAUUUUUAUUAUAUUGGUUGAAUGUUUUACUUAUUAACUUUUAUGUAAACACCAGUUUGCACACACACACACACACACACACACACAGAAACUGCACACCAACACUUUGCGCAUUUAGGGUAUAUUUACCUUUAUUUUGAAAUGACUCUGAAAAAUAUCUAGGAUCUAGUGAUAAUGAUUGUAUAUCAACAUAAUAUAUAAAAUAAACAACUUUUAUAUUCAAGCUGUAGUUUCUCAUGCUUUUAUUUGUGUGGAAGGAGGAACUGUGUUUCAAAUAAAGAAGCUUUUUUUAAAUAAAAUACUCCAGACACUUGUUCCUCUCAUCAUCCAGUUCUUGGGUCUCAAUCUCAAACUUUUUCAUGGCGAUGAAAUACUGAACAAACGGCUCUCCG
This is a messenger RNA of Hippoglossus stenolepis (Pacific halibut), 4849 nucleotides long. Its product is annotated as protein FAM83B. NCBI's taxonomy places the organism in Eukaryota, Metazoa, Chordata, Actinopteri, Pleuronectiformes, Pleuronectidae. The transcript has 4 exons. Gene Ontology annotation, biological process: epidermal growth factor receptor signaling pathway. The coding region runs from base 681 to 3452 and encodes 923 amino acids. The record is from RefSeq and is a predicted model, not a curated record. Gene Ontology annotation, cellular component: cytoplasm; membrane.